AUGGCCAAGGUGGAGAAGAUAUAUGUAACAGUUCUUCCGAUGACCACCGACGAGUAUGCAGUGGGCCACUUCUAUACAGUCACAGCAAUGACCGAAUCAGAAAAUGCCGGGGGCUUGAAGGUAGAGAUCCUGAAAGCAGAAAGUGUUGUGCACGAGACACUUGGAAAGGUCAGCAAAACACAUAAAGUCAUGUACUUAAAAUCCCGGUUCCCGCGUAUGCUUCACAGCCUUAUUCCAGAGGAUGCAUGCAUAGUCGAGGAAAUCUCAUACAAUGCCUACACUAAAUGCCAUACAUUCUACAGAAAUAGAUACUUCUCCAAUGACACAUUCAACAUGGUUUUCAACACAGUUAACAAGGAUGGAGCAGAGAUUCUUGAGAAUCCGUUUGAGUACGAUCCUGCACGCAUCAGUGGGGUCGAAAGCAUCAGAUUGGAUCUAAACUCCCCUCCAAUCAAUCCCAUCUUUGAUCCUUCUGUUUAUUACCAUGAGGAGAGUGGCCGUGGAAGGCUGGAUGAAAAUUGGAUAGAAACAUACAAGAAUAGAGGAAUGCCGAUGAUGGUGUCCUAUAAGCAUUUAACAGUGGAGAUCAACAAUUACAUGAUGGGGUGGGUUUCUGCAGAGAUAGAAAAGGCCAUGAGAAGCGUUAUAACAUCUGUCCAGCAAAGGGUAUUCUGUACAAUGGACAAGUGGUAUGGGAAAAGCAUUGAUAGCAUCCGGGAAGAAAGUCAAAAGGAUAAAAGUUUUAUUAAAUAA
Encephalitozoon intestinalis ATCC 50506 is the source of this 753-nucleotide messenger RNA. Its product is annotated as phosphatidylinositol transfer protein. The record is from RefSeq and is a predicted model, not a curated record. The transcript has a single exon. Bases 1 to 753 code for a protein of 250 amino acids. NCBI's taxonomy places the organism in Eukaryota, Fungi, Microsporidia, Unikaryonidae. Gene Ontology annotation, biological process: phospholipid transport.